Messenger RNA from Brassica napus (rape), 4758 nucleotides. RefSeq names its product disease resistance protein TAO1. Gene Ontology annotation, molecular function: ATP hydrolysis activity; ADP binding; protein binding. The transcript is spliced from 10 exons. Gene Ontology annotation, biological process: signal transduction; defense response. The record is from RefSeq and is a predicted model, not a curated record. Lineage: Eukaryota; Viridiplantae; Streptophyta; Magnoliopsida; Brassicales; Brassicaceae. Bases 1211 to 4051 code for a protein of 946 amino acids.
UGAAUCAAUUGCUGCGUUAAGCUGAGGCAUCGUCGCGGUCAUCAUCAAUUCAUCAUCGUCGUCGAACGUGGAGCUCAACUACUAAACCAGAUCGACUCUGUUCUCGUCGGAAUAUCCUUACGGUUAACCGGCGUUACUCAUCCACCUUUUCAUUUCCGGUUCUUGUUGAAUUCUUAUCUGUUUGAUCAUAUGCGUGGCUGCUCGUGUGUCGAGAUUGUUAAUGGAAGUUUCCAAGUGUGAUUUAGAGUUGCAUCAAUUUCUUAGAUAUGAUUCCGUCAGUGGACUCUUUAUUUCGAAUCACUUGUUGUUUAGAUGAAUGAUGAUACUCCAGCUGAACAAAAACGAUAUCAACAAGGUUUCAGAUGAAAUGGAGAGUCAUAAUAGUGUGAGGUAAUCUUGGAUUGUUCAGUUUGAGUCCAUCACUAAAGUUUAAUAGGUAUGAUCCUGAGCAAUUGUUGGGAUUGGAAUAUGCGAUGAAGAAAAAGUAUGGAGGAUUGUUGCCUAAGAAGAUUCCUUUGAAAUCUAUCUAAGGGCCAUGUGUGUUCUCUUUGUUUUCCUGCUACUGUCUCUUUCUAUGUGGUGUGCGAUUUUUACAUAAGAGCACCUAAAGUAAGCAAUUCACAGCAAAAAAUAAAAGAAGAAGCUAAUAGCUUGAAUUUGCCAUUUUUAAUCAGCAAAAAGGGCAUUUGGAAGCUCUCCGGCCAAAACUACAGCCAACCCCGCACCAGCAACCAAGAGCAAGACGAAUGGCUUUAUCUUCAGACGCUGACGACAACGAACCUCUAGAUGAUCACCAAUGUUGCGCAUCAGCUGUUGAAAAUACCAACUUGAAGGAUGAUGGAGGCAGCUAUGCUGACGCAAAAGAUAACAUCAAAUAGAGAUCUCUUGGGGGAGCAAAACAAACAACAUCACAAGGCCAAUUUGCAAAUGACAAGAGGCCCAAGAUUACAGUAAUAGAUCAAGUAGAGACUAAAGGGCCCUUGUGAGCUUACCCAGAAGUGGAGUCUCUCAAGCCUCAACCUUUUUGCGGGGUUGGUGGUGGAAGAAAAACUAUGUAAGUCAACUUUUUAACCACUUUAUAAAAAAAUUUAAAAAUUUAAAACUUGUGGUACUACAUCAAAGAUUGGCAGGGAGUCUCCCUUUUCAUCUAUACUAUACAUAAAGUUUUUUUAACACAAGAAAGACUUGACUUGAGAGUUGGAUCUUUUUCAUGGCUCUUUAUCCUUCGCCUUUGCCUCGCAACUGGAUACAUGAUGUCUUUCCAAGCUUCCACGGGGCAGAUGUUCGCAAAAAAAUUCUUAGUCACGUUCUCAAGGAGUUCAAAAGAAGGGGGAUCGACACGUUCAUCGAUAAUAACAUAGAGAGGAGCAAGUCUAUCGGUCCCAAACUCAUAGAAGCUAUCAGAGGCUCGAGAGUUGCGAUCGUCUUGCUCUCAAAGAACUACGCGUCUUCCACAUGGUGCCUGAACGAGUUGGUGGAGAUUACCAAGUGCAGAAGAGAGUUUGGUCAAACAGUGAUGCCCGUUUUCUAUGAAGUCGAUCCAUCUGAUGUGAAGAAGCAAUCCGGAGAGUUCGGGAAAGUCUUUCAAGAUAUCUGUAACGGUAAAAAAGAGGAGGAUACUAGGACAUGGAGAGAAGCUUUGGUGGAAGUGGCCACAAUAGCUGGAGAGCAUUCGAGCAACUGGUGUAGUGAAGCGGAGAUGAUUGAAAAAAUUGCGGCUGACAUCUCAAACGUGUUGAAUGAUUCUGUUCCAUCGAACUAUUGUGAUUCCUUAGUUGGGGUUGGAGCUCACAUGGAAAAGAUGAGGUCCUUGUUAAGCCUAGAAUGUGAUGAAGUGAGAAUGGUAGGGAUUUGGGGUCCUGCAGGAAUUGGCAAGACAACCAUCGCCAGGGCUUUAUAUGAAAAUCUUUGUAGUAACUUCACCCAUACAGCUUUCAUGGAAAGUUUAAAAGGAGGUUAUACUAGAAAUUACCUCGAAAAUUAUGAGUACAUGUUGCAGUUACAAGAACAGCUUUUGUCUAAGACAUUCAGUCACAAGGAGUUGAAGAUAGGUCACUUGGGAGUGGCACAAGAAAGAUUGAAAAACAAGAAAGUGCUUAUUGUUCUUGAUGAUGUGGAUAGGUUAGUCCAACUAAACGCCAUGGCAGACAAACCUGAAUGGUUUGGUUGUGGAAGUCGAAUUAUCAUUACAACGGAAGAUCUAAAUCUCUUAAAGGCACAUGGGAUCGAUCAUAUUUACAAGGUGGAUUAUCCAAUUGAUGAAGAGGCACUUCAAAUCUUCUGCACAUAUGCUUUUGGUCAAAACUCCCCUGAAGAUGGUUUUGAGGAGCUUGCACUGGAAGUUACAAACCUUUCUGGGAAACUCCCAUUGGGAUUAAGUAUAAUGGGCUCCUACUUCCGGGGAAUGUCCAAGCAUGAGUGGAUCAAUGCACUACCAAGGUUAAGGAGUAGGCUUCCUGAUGAUAUUAAGAGUAUUUUAAGGUUUAGUUAUGACGCAUUAUGCGAUAAAGAUAAAGAAUUAUUUCUUUAUAUAGCUUGCUUUUUCAAUCUUAAAAGCAUUGAGACACUAGAAGAUCAUCUUGAAGGGACAUUCUUGAGCUUGAGUCAUGGGCUUCACAUCUUAGCUGAAAGAUCUCUAAUAUCUCGCGAGUAUGGAUUUGUAAAAAUGCAUAGUCUGCUAGUACAACUAGGUAGAGAUAUUGUUCUUAGCCAAUCUAUGUAUGAGCCUGGAAAACGUCAAUUUUUGGUUGAUGCUAAAGAUAUCUGUGAAGUUCUCGCUAAUGAAACAGGUAGUGAAAGUGUUGUGGGCAUGGAUCUUGACUUAUCUGAGAUCAACAGAGAAUUUAAUAUAAGCGAUAUAACCUUCAAAAGAAUGUGUAAUCUCCAAUUUUUAAGAUUCUACUCAAGAUUUGAUGAUAAUGGUGACAGCAAAUUACACUCUCCACAAAAUCUGAAAUACCUAUCACUGAAACUUAGAUUACUACAUUGGGAUUACUUUCCGGCCACAUCUUUGCCUUCUAGGUUUAGUACAGAGUUCCUCGUCGAAUUAAACAUGCGUAACAGCAAGCUAAAUAAGCUGUGGGAAGGAGUUCAACCUCUUCAAAAUCUCAGGUGGGUGGAUUUGAGUCAUUCCUCAGACAUGAAGGAGCUUCCUGAUCUGUCAACUGCCACUAAUCUCUUGAGUUUGGAUCUCAGUUAUUGCACAAGUUUGAUGGAACUACCCUUUUCAGUUGGGAAUGCAACUAAUCUCUUGAUAUUGAAUAUCGAGUAUUGCAAUAAUCUGGUGGAGAUACCCUCCUCUAUCGAGAAUAUUCAUAAUGUCAAGAUAUUUUUCGCUGGGUGCUCAAGUUUGGUGAAACUCCCCUCUUGUGUAUGGAACAUCACUAGUCUCACCACUUUUAAUCUCCAGAGUUUCUCUAGUUUGGUCCAGAGCCCCUUAAUGUGGAAUGCCAAGAAUUUCCAGGAGUUAGAUCUCAGUGGAUGCUCAAGUCUGAAGAUACUCCCCCCUAUUGUAAUCGACACUAAAUCCAAGGUCUCGCUUCUCAAUGGAUACUCACACUCGGCAGAAUUCCCAUCCUCUGUUGGGAGUGUCAAUAAUCUUAUUGAAUUGAUUCUUAGUAACUGCUCAAGUCUGGUGGAUGCUAAUAGCCUAGGAAUAUUGGAUCUUAGUGGAUGCUCAAGUCCGACCAAGCUUCCCUCGUCCAUUGGUUCCAUUGGAAAUUCCAAUGGUUUCCGUAAAAUGUUGAAUUUUACUGGAUGCUCAAGUCUGAAGAAGCUUCCCUCCUCUAUUGGGAGUGUCAAUAAUCUUUUUGAAUUGGUUCUUAGUAAUUGCUCAAGUUUGGCGGAGCUUCCUGUUUCUAUUGGGAAUGCCACUAGUCUAAGGACAUUGGAUCUUAGUGGAUGUUCAAGUCUGGUGGAGCUUCCUGCUUCUAUUGGGAAUGCCACUAUUCUAAGGACAUUGGAUCUUAGUGGAUGCUCAAGUCUGAAGGUGCUCCCCUACUGUAUUGAAAAGCGGUGUCAAUCACCUGAUUUCAGUUUGAAAGGACGGUAAAGCCAGAGGUUCUUCCAACCAAACUCAACUUCCAGUCUCUUGGUGCACUUGAUCUCCCAGAAAGGACAAUAGGCAAAAGUUUCCAUAGAAGCCUUCUGCCUAAAACUGCAGAACAUCCAACCACGCAUCAGCAACCAAGAGCGAGUGGAAUGGCUUUAACCUCAGGCGAUAACACUAAAGACACUGAGACUGACAACAAAGAACCUCUCCGUGACCAAUCUUGCUCAUCAGCUGUUGACAGUACCAACUUACAGGAUGGUGGAGGCAUCGAUGGCGGACGCUGUUGAAAUUGAACAUUUGAUUAAGUACUACAGAAGAAGAAUGAAGAAGAAGAAGAUCCAAUAAGAGUAGCUGCAAAGAAGAAGAAGCUGAAACUUGGAUCGCAAGAAAAGGAGGAAGAAGAAGAGGCAACCAACGUGGACAACAAGAAGUCAACGACAAAGUUUGUUUGUGUAACCACAAGUUGCACAAUAAGAAGAAGAACAAGAAUUGGUGUUAGUUUAGUUAAAAGCUAACCAAGUUAAGUUGUUGGGAAAUAGUUGUUAGGAGUUGUUAGAGUCGUUAAUGUCUAUGAUAAGCAUUGCUUGUAAGAAUAGUCUAGUGUCUUAGGAACAUAGACUAGAAGAAGUUGUGCAAGUUUGUGUGUUGUUGUUGUAAAAUAUAUCCAAUUCUAAUUUAAAAAAAAAAACAGUUGGAGAAAGAGAAAA